Messenger RNA from Paramuricea clavata, 4681 nucleotides. NCBI's taxonomy places the organism in Eukaryota, Metazoa, Cnidaria, Anthozoa, Malacalcyonacea, Plexauridae. The record is from the annotation of a GenBank genome assembly.
AUGAUCUUUCUCAAAACAGUCUAUACAGUCCUUUUUGCUUGGUUGAUUUUCCGUGUGGUUCGUCUCACAAAUGAAGAUCGUAAGACAUUAUUUUACUCGUCUACAAACAUUCUAACUUCUCCUUGUUAUUCUCAAGCCCGUCGUAUGAGAAAAGAUUCGACGUCACUAUCUAUUCUUCGAACUGUUCGAAAUGCAUCUGCCUUACUACAAAGAUCGUCUUUACCACUGAUGUUGGUCCUCUUGGCAAACGACGUGCAACUAAAUCCAGGUCCUUCCAAUCCCAUUCCUGCUAAGCCGUGUAAAACUAAUCCUAGCGAUCUUAAAGUCCUUUACUUAAACGCCCGAAGUUUGAAGUCUUUCGUCCCUGCUGACAAUGACACUUCAAAUAAAGUUUGCAAAAUAACCUUACUGCAGGAGUUGGUUCACGGUGGUGAAUAUGAAGUUGUCUGUAUUUGUGAAACUUGGUUGAACAGUACGAUCCUUGAUACGGAACUGCUCCCAGGUUUCAAUAUUUUUCGUCGGGACAGGACGGGGAGAAUUGGCGGUGGAGUUCUAAUCGCGAUUAAAGAAAACCUACAUGCUACUCGGCGUUGUGACCUCGAAAGAGAUGGCAUUGAACUUGCUGUAGUUCAACUCAAUAAUGGGAACAAUGAACCAGUAAUUCUUUAUGUGUAUUACCGUCCCCCCAACUCCUCUCCUGAUGCCGGUCUCAAUCUUCUAAACAACUCCAUAGCAAGUAACCCGGAGUCAUGUUGCAUAAUCCUAGUUGGUGACUUUAAUAUUCCUUCUAUCUCCUGGUCAGACAGCCCAUCAACUCCUAUUAACACUGGUGGAUGCUCCAAUGGUGAAAACCUUUGUGAACUUAUCGACGAUAAUUUUCUGUAUCAGUUCGUUGAUGGCCCAACCCACCGUGCUGGAAAUAAGCUUGAUUUGCUGUUUUGUAAUCGUACCGAAACCCUGUCCGACGUACUAACUCUCUCCUGUGAUGAACAUAACUUUCCGUCUGAUCACUAUACUAUUGAAUUCCUUAUUCGCACAAAGUUCAGAAAAGCAAAACCUGUGCGGCGAACAGUCUAUGAUUGCAACCGAGCUAACUUUCCCGAACUUUGUAAAGCCUUGUCUCAAACAGAUCUUCGUGUAUCUCUUUCCGACAACAUUGAUGAUUGUUGGAAACAUUGGAAGGACUUAUUUUUAUCAGUUGUGUCAAGAUAUGUUCCGACCAAAGUUGUUAAGAAUACCAACUCUCCUCCCUGGAUCGAUGGAGAAGUUCGCCAUCUAAUCCGAAAAAAGUACACCGCCUUACGUAAAUAUCGCUUGAAGAAAACGCCUGAACGUAAAGUUAAACUCCGGACAUUGUGUCAGCAAGUCAAGAAUGUUAUUCGAAAGAAACAUAAAAAGUAUUUGGACAAAAUUGAAAUUUCAUUUAAAGAAAAUCCGAAAUUGUUUUGGAAUUACCAUAAAGCGGCACUCCACCACCGUUCAGCAUUGAAUCCUGUCAUGUUACACAACGAUGAGACAGCGACGACCCCAAAACAAAAAGCAGAACUUUUUAAUUCAUACUUUUGCUCCGUUUUUCGACCACUUAAAGCUUUACCUAUCACUGAUGAUUCACAUGUCUUACUGUCGCCUGUGGAACAAUUGUCUGAUAUGACUGUCUCGGAAGAAGAAGUUGCCCAUCAUCUUGCACACUUGGAUCCAACUAAGGCAACAGGCCCCGAUGGUAUUCCUGCUCGGGUAUUGAGGGAAUGCAGUUUUGCCAUUGUCCCAAGUCUUUGCUCACUCUUUAAUCAUUCAUUACAUACUGGUACUGUUCCAUCUGAAUGGAAAUCAGCUGAUGUUUCACCAAUUCAUAAGAAAGAUAAGAAAGAACUAGCUAUCAACUACCGUCCAAUUUCACUGCUAUCUAUCAUCAGCAAAGUCUUGGAGCGAUGCGUUUGUAAUCGUUUCUACGAACAUAUCCGAGAUUCGAUUAACGAAGCUCAGCAUGGAUUUCUUCAUGGCCGUUCUUGUACUACACAGCUUCUGUCAACGUUACAUCGUAUUGGACAAUUGCUUGACAAAAAUACGCAGACGGACAUUCUAUUUCUUGACUUCGCUAAAGCCUUCGACUCAGUGGAUCAUGCCAUUCUCCUAAGAAAGCUGAAAGAUUACGGUAUCUCAGGAGACCUUUACAGAUGGUUCUCUGACUACCUGCAUAACCGUACCCAGCGAGUUGUUGUAGAGGGUGCUGCUUCGUCAUGGUCCCCUGUCACUUCUGGCGUUCCACAGGGAAGCAUCUUGGGUCCAAUGCUUUUGUUACUCUUCAUCAACGAUCUUCCUGAUGUUAUUCCUGAAUCUACAUCAACAGGACUGUAUGCUGAUGAUACCAAAUUAUAUAGAGAAAUCUCAACUCCAGAGGAUUGUUCACAGUUACAAGAAGCUUUGUCGUGUGCGGAUGUUUGGAGUAAGGAUAACAACAUCAACUUUAAUCCCUCAAAAUGUAAAAUAUUGACAUUCUCCCGCCGUAAAACACCUUUUCUUUUCGAAUAUUAUCUGGGAUCAUCCGAAUUGAAGCGUGUGAAUGAUGAAGUUGAUCUGGGAAUCACAGUGACCAGUAACCUUUCAUGGACAACCCAUAUCAACAAAAUAAAAGUCAAGGCGAACAGGUUGCUGGGUUUGCUUAGAAGAACAUGCCCCUUGUUAACAGACCGCAGUAUCCGGCGCACUCUGUAUCUUUCGCUCGUCAAGUCGCAAUUAUGCUAUGCCACAGAGGUUUGGUCUCCCUCCCAAAAUAAUAACAAAUUAUAUCUGGAGCAAGUCAAAAGGCGUGCAACAAGAUGGAUCCUUCAAUCGAAGAAAGGUGACAUGACCUACAAGGACAGAUUGCUGGCUCUGAAUCUUUUACCACUGGUGUUUGACAGGGAAAUUAAGGAUCUGACAUUUAUGUUUAAAACUUUGCAUGGUUUUUAUGAUUUGGAUGUUUUCAAUUUUGUGUCAUUUGUUAAUCAUAGUCGUACCCGUAAUUGUAAUAAUCCUUCUCUAGUGCUUAAAGUUCCGUCAUGUAAAAGUAGCACUUUUCAGACAUCGUUCUUUAACCGUAUUGUUCCACUCUGGAAUCAUACUUGCAAAAUUGCUUCUCCUAGAGAUCUUCGCAGUUUGGCAACGUUUAAAUCCUUCUUAUCAAGAACAUACUUCAAUUUAUUAAGUAGUAGUUUUGAUGUGGACAUGUGCUGUACGUGGUCUUUAUAUCGUAGCUGUUCAUGCCAUAGAAAUAGUUAAUUCUGAUGUAAACAUAUACCAGCUCCUCGUGUCAGGGUUUGUUUUAUCCUGAUUCAGUUUUCUAAUUUUUAACAUGAUUAUACAAAUCUGUAUUAUGUAUGAUAACUUAAAUGUGGUGCAAUAUCGUCCUAAUUUGAUUUAAUUAAUCAGCUGGUAUAUGUUUACCAAUUUAUAAUUUUUUUGUAAAUAAUGAUAUUAGAUGUAAACAAAAUUCAAGAGGGAGAGUGCCUCGCAUGGGUCUUGAGUCCCGUUCGCACUCUUGCCGUUUGAACAUCGUUCAAUAAAGCUGUUAAAACUAAAAAAAACAAACUAAAUAGUAUAGAUGCUGUAAGGAGAUUUUGGAGUGCAUUGGCAAAUUUACGUUCGAGGGCAAGGACGCAGAAUGCAUCACGCAGCACUGGGAUUAUACAGUAGUCACCUAUCGAACAGUACUAGAGACUGCAGGGGCUUUUCUUUCUGAUAAGUCAGGGAAAAAGUAUCAUAAACCAACAAGCAGAACCCAAGAUGGGCAAAAUGAGUAAGUCAAACUAUCAAUGUAAUUAAAUAUCACUAUUUCUUGUCUUGUAUAUAUUUGUAUUCUAAACGAUAUCUUGUAUUCUUUGUUAUACAGUAUGUCUAUUUAUGUUUUUAUAUGUAUAUAUUAGUACUAAUAGGUAAUAAUAGGGACUUGACUUAGCCUUGGGUAGGAAAAUCUUAUAUAUAUUCCAACCAUACAUAACUAACUUCUUUAGUAUUUGCAAACAUGAAAUUAACGACCCGCUGCUUGAUUAUUUAGAUAUCUUCGAACAGUACUUCCAGCUUGUCUGUAUAAUGAAAUAAGGAAGCGAUUUUCAUCCUCAAGCACCACUGGAUACAAACAAUCACAGCAGAGAACUUGAUUUACGGUUUAAAGGAUUUUUAAAAUAAUGGGCCAUUUCAUGUAAUGUGUGCACCCCUCCCCCCUAUUGAAGGCUCUGGAAGUCCUAUGGGGAGGGAGAGGUUAAUAUUGGUAAUUUCCGAGAGGCUAAAUCAGUCGGCCCCUUUGUUUUUCGAACAACAUUGGCCACUUUCCAAGGGGGGAAUGUGUCUACACUUUGAUGUUCAAUUUCCUAUUAAGGGGGUAAAAUUUUUAAGGACCCCUCAAUAGGGGGGGGGGGGCGGGGGCGGGGUGCACACAUUAAAUGGAAUGGCGCAAUGUAUUUAUUUCCUAUAAUUUGUUGGUGAAUAUGAAUUUUCUUUUCAUACAUGCAUGUGAAUGUUUUCUUUAAUUGCUAAACAUUUUGUUGUUGACCAGCCGUAUUUGAUUGACACGUGCUUUUUUGAUGCCCUUUCAUUGGCUCCCCACAUUUUGUGCAACAAGAAGUCUUGCAUUUUUGCUUGUUGGUAGAUCUUGAUUUUUCUCUCAGUUGGUCUUGGUGUUGAGUUUCAACUAAACAAAGCAUAA